GUGACGCAGUUUCUGUGCGCGGAAAGGGGCCUAGCGGAGCCGGGACCGGGGACCAGCCUGAGGGAGUGAUCGGGGGCAGGGAACCGCGCACUCGGCGCCUACAUGGAGUCGCCUACAGAAGCGGCGGAUUCCUGUGUUGUGUGCUGUUCCUUGCCAGGAUUAAAUGUGGGCUAUUUCUGUAUUUCUGCACUCUAUGUAAAACCGGGUGUUAAUCUACAGCACAGUGAGAAACAGCAGAGCCCAUCUGUCCUGUGACCGUCUGACCUGAGAGCAAUGGAGCCACUUAACAUAACCAGGGACAUUAUCCAGCGGCAGAUAAAGGAAAGGAACACUCUACAGUUCGAGCGUCGAUAUCAUGUCAUUGAUCCAUUCAUCAAGAGGCUGGGCCUGGAGUGUGAGCUGGAGGGUCACUCUGGAUGUGUAAACUGUCUGGAAUGGAAUGAGAAGGGCAAUUUGUUGGCCUCCGGAUCAGAUGAUCAACACGCCAUUCUCUGGGAUCCUUUCAGCUGCAAGAAACUGCUGACCAUGCACACUGGACACACGGCCAACAUAUUCACAGUGAAGUUCCUGCCUCACUCAAACGACCGCACAUUGAUUACUGGAGCUGCUGACUCCAAGGUUCAUGUCCACGACUUGACAGUAAAGGAAACUGUUCAUAUGUUUGGCGAGCACACCAAUCGUGUGAAGCGAAUUGCAGCUGCUCCCAUGUGGCCGAACACGUUCUGGAGUGCAGCAGAGGACGGAACUGUCAGGCAGUAUGACCUGAGAGAGAGCAGUAAGCGCUCACAGGUACUGGUGGACCUCACUGAAUAUUGUGGGCAGCACGUGGAAGCUAAAUGCCUAGCCAUUAAUCCUCAGAACAAUAAUUAUCUUGCUGUCGGGGCAAGUGGUCCCUUUGUGCGGGUUUAUGACAUUCGUAUGAUUCACAAUCACAGAAAAGCAGCAAAGCAGAACUCAACCCCUGGAUUGCACACAUUUUGUGACAGGUACAAAUCUGUGCCGGAUGGAGCUGUUCAGUAUUAUGUGGCAGGUCAUCUCCCAGUGAAACAGCCUGAUUAUAACAAUCGCCUCCGUGUGCUUGUAGCCACCUAUGUAGCCUUCAACCCUGAUGGGACUGAGCUUUUAGUCAACAUGGGAGGAGAGCAGGUCUAUUUGUUUGAUCUGACAAAUAAGCAGAAACCCUAUACAUUUCUGCUACCCAAGAAGUGCCACUCCUCUGCUGAUUUACAGAACGGAAAAUCAAUAACAAAUGGAGUUACAAAUGGAAUCCAUCUCCACAGUAAUGGCUUCAGGCUGUCAGAAGCAUGGCCACAAAGCAGUGUUCCCUAUGAAUUGCCACUUCACUUAGAGAGGCUGAAACAACAAGCAAAUGACGCUUUCUCCCGACAACAAUGGACACAGGCCAUCCAACUUUACAGCAAAGCCAUUCAGCAAGCACCUGGGAACCCCAUGCUUUAUGGCAACCGAGCAGCAGCCUUCAUGAAGCGCAAGUGGGAUGGAGACCAUUAUGAUGCCCUUAGAGAUUGCUUGAAAGCAAUUUCUUUGAAUCCCUCCCACCUGAAGGCCCACUUCCGUCUAGCACGUUGUUUAUUUGAGUUAAAGUAUGUUACUGAGGCUCUGGAGUGCCUCGAUGACUUUAAGGGCCGCUUUCCUGAACAAGCCCACAGCAGCGCCUGUGAUGCGUUGGACCGAGAUAUCAAGGCUGUGCUCUUUGCAAAGACUGACAACUCUGAUGAGAAGAAGGCAGGAACAACCACCCCAAUCCGUAUCCGAUCAAGCAGCAGGAAAGAUUCCAUCUCCGAUGAUGAAGUGAUUCUGAGGGAACGAGGUUAUGAUUACAAGUCACGGUAUUGUGGCCACUGUAAUACCACCACAGAUAUUAAAGAAGCCAACUUCUUCGGGAGUAACGGCCAAUACAUUGUCAGCGGUUCUGAUGAUGGAUCCUUCUUCAUCUGGGAGAAAGAGACAACAAACCUUGUUCGUGUUCUUCAGGGUGAUGAGUCGAUUGUAAAUUGUCUGCAGCCUCACCCAAAACACUGCUUCCUUGCAACAAGUGGUAUUGAUCCUGUGGUUCGCCUCUGGAGUCCACGACCAGAAAGUGAAGAUCAAAAUGAGCGAGUAAUUGAAGAUAUGGAGGGAGCUUCACAGGCAAAUCAGCGGCGAAUGAACGCAGAUCCCCUCGAAGUUAUGCUCUUAAAUAUGGGAUACAGGAUCACUGGACUAACCAACAGUGGGAUGGCUUCAGAUGAUGAGGAAAACUCUGAAGGCCAGGUGCAGUGCCGGCCAAGUUAAAUAGCGUCCCAACAAUAGCGUACUUGGGACAGACCAGGGAACAACUCUCAUUUCAGUGUGUCUGUGGCUGAAAACACUGCACUGUCCUCAGCUACGCACCAAAUGCUUUGUUUAGGAAGCAAUGACAGGGUUUGCAUUCUUUCUAACAUCUAUCAGACUCCUUUAUGGAUGAGCCCUAUUCCAUCUGCAGAAGUCUGAGAGUGAUGCUGCUACCCUCUCAGGAACAGCUAACUGGGCCUAACUUGGCCUGGGAUGCAUACAGGAGGCCUCACGUUUCUGGUGAUUGAAAAAGACUCAUUUGAUAAGCAGAUCAUUUUGUAAAUUGUCUAGAUGCUGCUUUCAGUUUGUAUAAAUGCUUCCUGCUCUA
Messenger RNA from Hemiscyllium ocellatum (epaulette shark), 2659 nucleotides. RefSeq names its product WD and tetratricopeptide repeats 1 (gene wdtc1). Gene Ontology annotation, biological process: negative regulation of fatty acid biosynthetic process. The transcript has 16 exons. The coding region runs from base 274 to 2292 and encodes 672 amino acids. NCBI's taxonomy places the organism in Eukaryota, Metazoa, Chordata, Chondrichthyes, Orectolobiformes, Hemiscylliidae. The record is from RefSeq and is a predicted model, not a curated record. Gene Ontology annotation, cellular component: Cul4-RING E3 ubiquitin ligase complex; cytoplasm. Gene Ontology annotation, molecular function: protein binding.